AUGCCUCCACAGAUUGGCUCGUCUCUUGUCCGGUCAAUAUCUAACUUCAUGUUCACACAUUAUUACUUAGUGAUGACUUCUUUCAAAGGUCCUCCACCGCUUUCAUGGACUCUUAUUAUCCUCCUUUUCCUCAUUCAAAUCUCUCCCUCCCAUGGAAUUACAGAAUCUUGGCGUCAUCCAGUUCCCUUUUUCCUUCCUCCUGAUCCGAAUCGUCCAUGCAGACACGCAUUUAGAGAUGAUGUUGAAUCGAGUGCUCUUCUUGCAGAUUUUGUUGUCAUCGGACAACCAACUCCAACCUAUCGGCAUGGUCCGGGUGUACUUUACAACGCCAGUGUCCUUGUUGAACAGGUAUUAAAACGACCUAGCUUCUCGAUCUAUCCGGUGCGCGAGGGCUUUCCCAUUCUCACUGGACCAUUUUCCCAGUGGACAGAUUUGGGCCGAUGUUGGAUCAAUGUACACUCUGGCAGGAAGUAUAUUUUCUUCAUCGACCGACCCAACUGGGCUGGUUUUUUUCGCAUCUCACAUCUCCCCCUGGUCUAUACCCACCAACGUUGGAAGAAAAUGCGCACAAUUUUGAAGCACCCACCUUCAUCACUGCAAAUGCAUCCUCUGCACCAUCAGGAGAAUAUUCACGUGAAACAGGGCGAUGAAGUGGUGCUCUCGUGUGUGGUUACCGGUAGGCCAGCACCUCUCAUCUCCUGGUAUGUCAAUAACACCCAACCACUCGGCUUGUGGAAUGUCGCUACGGGUCGUGGUGUCACGCACAAAAAUAAACGAAAAUCGCGUCUUCACAUUUCCAAUAUGCAGCCGGCUGACUCGGGGAAUUACUCUUGCUUGGCGGAAAAUGUCAACGGCUAUAUUAAAAAGACAGUGGAGAUAUAUGUUAUUCCACAACAGCCUACAACGCCAAUACCCUUGACAACAAUGCCUCCUGUAACAGAUGCAGGCGUGGAUAUGUUGGUCAACGUUGUGAGCUGUAUCUCCCAAUACUAUGGACCAAGAUGUGAAUAUAUCGAGAAUUUAUCGGAAGAAACGAAAUCUAUUAAAGAUGGUUGCACUACUGGCUGUGAUAGUUUUCUUGGGCGUCUCGUAUUAUUUUCUACUCUCGGGGCUCUUUUGACUCUCCUAAUGCUUUUAGUUCUCUGCCUUUUUGUAAAAAGAAAGUUCCAUCCCAACCGUCCCAGAUAUUCCCCAAGAACCCCUGAAAUCAUGUCACCAACACCUAUUGAAAUGAGCAUUUACGACGCCGCUUCUGUUCAAGGUCCCGGGAGUGUUUCUCGCAUUUUCAGUCCUACAAGACAUCCAAAUUCUUACGUAGAGCCGCCACGAGCUUUAGAGUGGAUGCCAUCUUCUCAAAGCGUCAUAAAUAACUAUUCAUCAGCUUCUGACAGCACGUCCCAUCUUUUCUCUUCUGAUUUUCACCUUGCGCCAGACUGUUCACAACUUACUGACGGACAUCUACCUCAAACCCGAUCCCUCACUUUUCCUAGUUAG
Molecule: messenger RNA, 1494 nt
Organism: Rodentolepis nana
Lineage: Eukaryota; Metazoa; Platyhelminthes; Cestoda; Cyclophyllidea; Hymenolepididae
Source: the annotation of a GenBank genome assembly